AUGAAUACUUCUUACUAUAUUCAUAAUAGAGUCACUCUAAGAACUGGUACUUCAACUACUCUUUAUGAACUAUGGAAAGGAAGGAAGCUUACUGUCAAAUACGUUCAGGAAAAAUGGAGCGAUGUUGAUGAAGAUGUUGGCACAUCAUCUCAGCAGAUUGACACUUUUGAAAAUAAGGAAGUUAUUGAGUCAGACAGUGAACCAAUAGGCACUGAACCAGACAACCAUCAAGUCAACAAAGGUCCCUCUAUUAGAAUUCAGAAAUAUCAUCCAGCAGAACUCGUUAUUGGAAAUCUCAAUGAAGGAGUCACCACUAGAUCUAGAGAUAUCUACGACGAAGCUGAUCAUUUACUAGACAUGGGAUUUCGCAAAGAUAUUGAGAAGAUAUUCGCUGCAAUCCCUAAACAACGACAGACACUUAUGUUUUCUGCAACAAUUCCCGACGAGGUUUUGCGCCAAGUCUGCCAUAUUGCUAUGAAAAGGGAUUUCGAAUAUAUUAAUACAGUUCAGGAGGGUAGUGAGGAUACAUAUUCACAGGUCCGCCAAAUGCAUUUAGUUGCACCAUUAGACAAGCAUUUCCCUUUACUCUAUGCUAUUCUGAAGGAGCACAUUGCAGAUGAUGUUGACUACAAGGUUCUUGUUUUCUGCACAACCGCUAUGGUCACAAGACUUGUUGCUGAUCUCCUUGGGGAGUUGAACUUGAAUGUGAGAGAAAUCCAUUCAAGAAAGCCUCAGAGUUAUAGAACCAGAGUUUCUGAUGAAUUCCGGAAGUCAAAGGGUCUCAUCUUGGUUACUUCAGAUGUAUCUGCACGUGGAGUUGAUUAUCCAGAUGUUACUCUUGUUGUACAGGUUGGUCUACCGGCUGAUAGAGAACAAUAUAUACAUCGACUAGGUAGAACGGGGCGAAGAGGAAAAGAAGGACAAGGCAUACUGCUACUAGCUCCUUGGGAAGAGUUCUUUUUAGCUACUGCAAAAGAUUUACCUAUUGGGAAAGCUCCGGUCCCUUCAGUUGAUCCUGACACUAAGAAAAAGGUGGAAAGGGCUCUAUCCAAUGUGGAGAUGAAAAAUAAAGAAGCAGCAUAUCAGGCAUGGCUUGGUUACUACAACUCUAACAAGAAAGUGGGGAAAGAUAAGUAUAAGUUAGUGGAGCUUGCAAAUGAGUUCAGUCGAUGCAUGGGGCUUGAUAGCCCUCCAGCUAUUCCUAAGCUUGUCCUUGGCAAGAUGUGUCUUAAAAAUAUCCCUGGUUUAUGUUCCAAAUAG
This is a messenger RNA of Lathyrus oleraceus (garden pea), 1260 nucleotides long. RefSeq names its product DEAD-box ATP-dependent RNA helicase 31. The transcript is spliced from 8 exons. Bases 1 to 1260 code for a protein of 419 amino acids. The record is from RefSeq and is a predicted model, not a curated record. Gene Ontology annotation, molecular function: ATP binding; nucleic acid binding. Lineage: Eukaryota; Viridiplantae; Streptophyta; Magnoliopsida; Fabales; Fabaceae.